This is a messenger RNA of Aspergillus oryzae RIB40, 708 nucleotides long. RefSeq lists its product as uncharacterized. The record is from RefSeq and is a predicted model, not a curated record. Bases 1 to 708 code for a protein of 235 amino acids. The transcript has a single exon. Lineage: Eukaryota; Fungi; Ascomycota; Eurotiomycetes; Eurotiales; Aspergillaceae.
AUGAUCAGGUAUGAUGCUAAUGGGUGCAUCAUAGAUUUCGAGUAUGUAUUGUAUUUUGAAGAGUCGUUGUUACCGCUGCAGCAAGGUAACCCUGUGACAGAAACAGAAAAUUUUGAAAAGUCUUCAGAAAAACCAACUGCUACAGCGAAUGAAUACCGGACGACGUCUACGUCAUCUAGUCGUGAUUCCUCAAAGCGACGACGCAGUUCUUCGAAAGAACGGAGGAAACGGUACAGGGUCGAAACUGACAGUAUGGAUGUGGAAAGCGAAAGCAUAGAUACCAUGCCUGUCGGUGCAGUUCAGUAUCAAAAACGUAAGCGACUGGAUAUGAUGAUGGCGGGUGGUGAUGAAGAUGUGAGGAACGUGACACCGGUGGCUCUGGAAACAGAGGACAUCUCCGAAGAAGUCCAGCGUCGACUGGAAAUCAAAGAAGAGCAGAGACGAAAAAGAAGUUCCAAACCCGAGAAGAGGAAACGGGACAGUAUGGCGUCAACAGGCAGCACUUCUUCUCCCGGUAUUGCAAAACCGAAGAAAAAGACCAAAACCGAGAGUUCUCAGGACGGUAAUAUUGACGUACCAUGGGACACUGGCAGGAAGAAGAAAAUUAUGAAGCCGUUUGACUCCGAACAGGGGUCUGACGUCGGCUCUUUCGAAGAAAAACGAAGAACAAAGCGUCAGAAGCGCAACUCCGGGACUCCUGUCUUUUGA